AUGAUGCAUGUUGCCGCGGUGCUUUCGGCCUUCGUGGUCGCCUGGGGUGCUCGACCCAGCCUGGAAUCAAAGUCGUUGUCGUUGCACAUGGAGCGAUCCCCGAAAGAGAAGUUGCAAGCGUGGAAGAUGAAGGAUGACGGCCGCUUCAAGGAUCGUUGCUCCUUUUGGGGAGCUUCGUUUGACGAAGAGGAUGGUAUGUGCAGAUGUGGAGAAGAUUCGGAAAGCAACCCUCUUCAGUUGGUUCCAAGAUGCAUGGUGGGACCUUAUGCUAAAUCGUUUCAUCCAUCAGCCUACAAAGGGCUCGAUGACCAGCUUUGGAAUGUGAACUGCAGAUGCGAGACCAAAGCCCGAAAGCAGGCUUUGCCUGAUGACACAGAUCUGCUCCGCAUUGCAGCUGUUGACUUAUGCGUCAAUCUUCUCAAUAAAUUUGAUGGGAAGUGGGAGUGGGACAGCCAGUUUUUCACCAAGGAUUAUAGCCAGUCUGCGCGCAAGGCCACGGAAGGGUUGGACGCCAGCAAAUGUGCUGAAUCCUUGGAGGACGUGGAAAAGGCAAAGAUUUCACAGGGCAGUGGCAGCACGGCCUUCUGGCAGACGGCCUUGAAGCACGUCUGCCAUGAAGAGUGUGAGGAGAUUGUGGACGAGAUGAAGCGGCAAAGUGAGGAAGUCCUGGAGGUGGUUUCGGGUAGGCGGGAAGCCUCCUACAGCGACGCUUGCAGCAUGUUUGUGGUGCGAAAGGUUGAGUCUCACAUCCUAGGUUGCUGCGGAGACAGCUGUGGCUGGGAUGGGGCAAAGUGCGCCCUUGGAAAGAUUUCAGAUUUCUGUAACCUUUUUUCGCAAAGAUUCUCGAAAUUUGAGUGCAGACUUCCAGUUNNAGGCGGAUUGGAAGGCGGAGUGCUGCCUGGAGAAGAACAUCAUCCGCGGCUCUGCUCGCGAGCACAUGUGCCAAAGUGUCUUGUCAAGCCAGGCAGCAGAACGCUACAAGAAUCGAGAUUUGAGCGCCAACGAUGA
Messenger RNA from Symbiodinium pilosum, 1008 nucleotides. The record is from the annotation of a GenBank genome assembly. NCBI's taxonomy places the organism in Eukaryota, Dinophyceae, Suessiales, Symbiodiniaceae.